AUGGUGGAGAAUUUCUUAACCAUGAUCUUAACCAGUUCUUACAAGAUCAUGGCAUCAUACAUCAAAUCUCAUGCCCUUACACUCCCCAACAGAAUGGGGUGGCUGAAAGAAAGAACAGACACUUGUUGGAAGUCGUUUGUGCCUCUCUCUUUGGUGCCAAUAUGCCACGAUCAUUUCGGGGGCGAAGCCGUCGUCUCUGCAGCAUAUCUUAUCAAUCGGAUUCCCUCUAGUAUCCUAAAUUUUCAAACACCACUUCAAACACUUCACCGCCAUAUCCAAACACCUCCCACCCCAAAUUGGAACCCCAAAUUUUUGGCUGUGUUGUAUUUGUCCACUUACAUGAUCACUAACGAAGCAAAUUGGAUCCCCGAGCUGAAAAGUGCUUUUCAUUAG
Prunus armeniaca (apricot) is the source of this 393-nucleotide messenger RNA. NCBI's taxonomy places the organism in Eukaryota, Viridiplantae, Streptophyta, Magnoliopsida, Rosales, Rosaceae. The record is from the annotation of a GenBank genome assembly.